ACAGUUGAUUCUAAAACAGCAGAAUGCUGAAAUUACUAUUAGCUGCGGUCCUUGUUAGUUUCUCCAUGGCACUGCCGUCAAUGGACAAAAAGGAGAUUGAAGAGAGGUUUGGUGCUGUGAACUGGGAUCCUAAUGUUAAAACCCUCUACUGCAGUGAUUGUAUUGAGGUUUCAGUUGAAUCUACUGGAGGAACCCUAGAACAUCAACCAAUGAGACUUGGCAGAUAUACUGUUGCUGGAUCUCUCUGGGAGAACUGGAUUCCUCUUUUCAAGUCUGAGAGUAACCAAUGGUUGACCCCUGACCCUAACUCCAACCCUGUAAUCUACUACAUUAAGUGGGUCAUCUCAGAAACUGUUGGAGGAUUUAAUGCAGGAGUACAAAACAACGCUUACACUGACGGAUUCAACUGCCCUUGGGAGAUACCAGAUAACUGGGAAUACGAAUACCAGAGACAGUGGUUUAUUGACCCCACACUUAAGAUCCGAUGCACUAAAUACAGAAACCAAGAAUAGAUCAAGGAUUUACUUCAAAACCCUAUAUUUGCUGAAUUUUAAAUAUAAAAAUAAAUAUUGGAUUUGAUUUA
This is a messenger RNA of Eurytemora carolleeae, 583 nucleotides long. RefSeq lists its product as uncharacterized. Lineage: Eukaryota; Metazoa; Arthropoda; Copepoda; Calanoida; Temoridae. The transcript has 9 exons. The record is from RefSeq and is a predicted model, not a curated record. Bases 24 to 512 code for a protein of 162 amino acids.